Molecule: messenger RNA, 1839 nt
Organism: Mollisia scopiformis
Lineage: Eukaryota; Fungi; Ascomycota; Leotiomycetes; Helotiales; Mollisiaceae
Product: putative MFS transporter
Exons: 7
Coding region: 140-1687 (515 amino acids)
Biological process (GO): transmembrane transport
Molecular function (GO): transmembrane transporter activity
Source: RefSeq, a predicted model, not a curated record
AUGCAAAAAUUCUGACGAUAUAAGAGUAACAUCCAUCCUCCUGUUGGUCCUCAAACCAUUUAAAGUUUGGCGAAUCUUUUGGUUAGUUGUUCGAAAGAGAGUUGGAGAAAGCAUUUCUACAAUAUUUGGUUUCCACAUCAUGUCUUCCGAAGAUAUUCAUUUCGGAGUAUCAGAGAAGUCUUCGCCCCGGCCGCAAGACUCGAGUCCUGACAGGGAACCAGGCAUCCUUCACGAUGCCAGGAUGGACGAAUUUGGAAAGUUUCUAGUACCGACACCUACGACAGACGAUCUGGACCCCCUCAAUUGGCCUAAUCUCCAGAAGUACACAAUAGUCGCCAUUGUGUGCUUCUCCUACUUUAUGUUGACAUACUUCACGACUGCACCUGUGCCAUCGUUCACCCUCCUUCAAGUCCAAUUCGAUGCCACGUACUCGCAGGUCAAUUGGACUUUCGCAAUCCCUGCUUUGGGUCUUGCUGCGGGACCUCUGUUCUGUUCUGCUUUAGCUGAUAUCUAUGGUCGUCGAGUGGUGAUGAUUGUCGGUACCACGAUAGCUUUGAUCUCGAGUGGCUGUACCUCCAUUCACGGGAUAAGCUUUGGAGGUUAUCUUGCUGCUCGUUUCUUCCAAGGCUUUGGUAUUGGCCCUGCUGCAAAUGUAGGCUUGAGCAUUGUCAAUGACAUCUCUUGGGAACAUGAACGCGGGUUUCGAGUUGGGCUGUGGGCCAUGUCUGCGAAUAUGGGAACAUUGGUUGGAGGUCUUGUUGGAGGUUUUCUGGCAACAGUUGACCAAUAUUGGAUAGCAUACCAUGUGACGAUGCUUUUUGCGGUUCUUCUCGUGCUCGAGUUGUUCUUCCUGCCUGAGACGUUGUUCCCCAGAACUCUUGUAGUCUCGUAUGAGCAGAAUUCAGAUUCCCAGAAAAUUUCGGAAAGCGCCCCAGCUGGAUCCGCGUCUUCAUUGAAGAAGACGAAACAGCUCGGAUUCCUGAACUUCAAGAAAGUUCCGGGGAUACCACAUCCAAAACCCUACGUGACUGCAGUCCAAUUUUGCAUGAUCUGGUCAUACCCGACGAUCGUCCUGAGUACGCUGGCAUAUGUCUUCUUCCACUACUGGUGGAUAUGUUCUGUACUUACCAUGGAGCCUGCAGCUUACUACAAUUACAAACUUCAGAUUCAAGGACUCUUUUUUCUCGGUUUAAUUGUGGGCGUUGUUCUUGCAGAGAUAUUCUGUUCAGGCCGACUCAGUGAUUGGAUACAUGGCGGCGAAAGACUGCCCGAGAUGAGAUUGUGGUUGGGGUACCCAGCUGCUGUUGUCUCGUCCAUUGGGCUCAUCGUUUGGGUUCUGUCGAUAGAUCGGCAGUGGCAUUGGAUCACUGGCCAAAUUGCUUUCUUCCUAUACGCUGCUGGUUUGCAAAUCGGCAACACCGUUCUGUCCACAUACAUUGUGGAUAAUUAUCCAGAACAUGCAAUGGAAGUUAUCACGUUCUAUACCGUGAUAAUAAAUAUGUCAGCAUUCAUAAAUCCUUGGUUUAUCAAUGAUUGGGUGGAGAAAUCAGGAUAUACUUGGACCUUCUCGGCGCAGGCAAUUAUCUGCACGUUCGGAAUCAUUCCGACAUAUUUCGUGUUGCAAAGAUAUGGACCAAAACUCCGUCGACCGAUGAAUCUUGGUUUUGCAGACCAUAUCGACCCUUGACCGGAAAUUGUAGUCAAAUCCUGUCAUUUAAAGUGUGCGAUAAAUGUAAAUUGCGAUUUCGGAUAGUCGAGGUGGUUUUGGGUCUUGCUCUCGAGCAACAUACGGCGGCGGUGUCAUAGAUGAGAUCCAGUAUGAAAAUUGUGUCGAGAAGG